Molecule: messenger RNA, 411 nt
Organism: Porites evermanni
Lineage: Eukaryota; Metazoa; Cnidaria; Anthozoa; Scleractinia; Poritidae
Source: the annotation of a GenBank genome assembly
GGGAAGGUUGCAGCUACAUGGGACAAGCACAACAUCGGUUGGGUACCGACUUUAAAUCUCGGUAAAAGAGACCAUAAGGGAAACGAACAGAAAGAACAAAACCAGAAGGCUGCAGAAGAAAGGGCCGAAAGAGAAAAGGAACGAAGGAAACGUUCUAUUGAACGACAGGAAGUCGAAGUUGCCGAGAAGAGAAAACAUCUAAAUGUGAGUGGCGAUAGAGGUGUUGAUAUCCACUUCACGGAGACUACCACGAGUACCUCAACAGAAGAAGUCGAAGAAGAUCCUGGCAUUGCCAAUGCGACAGAAAUGGAGCCAUCAGAGGCCUCUAAUUACACGACCGGUACUACAAGCGAUGAUGAAAACUAUGCUGAAGGAAGCAUCUCAGAGCCUUCAAAAGACGCCGAAACACAA